Molecule: messenger RNA, 1911 nt
Organism: Saxophila tyrrhenica
Lineage: Eukaryota; Fungi; Ascomycota; Dothideomycetes; Mycosphaerellales; Extremaceae
Exons: 4
Coding region: 1-1911 (636 amino acids)
Source: RefSeq, a predicted model, not a curated record
AUGUGGUCCUCGCUGUGGUUGUUCCCGUUGGGGCUGAGAGGUGUUCUUGCUGGAUUGUCUGACCUGGUUGGUGGAGAUCCAGAGGGUUUCGAAGACGGCCAUGACCUCCACCAUUUUGUAACGCGACCAGAAUUACAAGCACCACGCUACAUCGUCGCCAAACACCACCCCGAGGCUAUCUCGCCCGGGUACUGGUUCGUGACGCCAUACUCGAGCAUUGCAGCCAUGCACAAGACGCCCAGACGAGACCACAUUCCCUGUCAAACAGGAGCGCAUAUCUAUGAUGGAGAUGGAGUGUUAAUAUGGAGCGGAGCAUGCGAGUACGGCAACCGGAACAUCUUCAACUUCAGGCCGGUGAUGAUCGACGGUGUGCAGCAUUUCUCUUUUUGGCUGCCGAAGAGGACGAACGGAGAGAACAUACCUGAAGAUGAGAAGGAACAGACAGGAGUUCUGAUGAACACAAAUUUCCAAGAGGUGAACAGGACUUAUGUGCGUGGUGGGAAAUGGCUCGACGGGCAUGAGUACAAUGUCCUCCCCGACGGGAAAACAUUGCUUCUGAGCACAAUCUGGACGAUGAAGACAGAUGCAUCGGAUUUGGGAGAGAGCGAACGCGAUGUCUGGAACACCGGGUUCCGCGAGAUCGAUAUGAACACUGGCGAGGUACUGUUCGAAUGGAUUCCGACGGAAGGGCACGUCAAGCUAAGCGAGAGCUGUGAUGUGGUGGGCAUGGAUCCUAAGUACAACCCUGGGAAGCCAUGGGAUUGGUUCCACAUCAACUCAGUCGACAAGACCUUUAACGGCGACUAUAUUGUCUCGAGCCGACACACCAGCACGAUCUACAAGAUCUCGAAAGAGGAUGGGAGCAUCAUCUGGAGGCUCGGAGGGUGCGGCGGCUCCGAUUUUGACAUGGAAGAAGAUCUCGAGUUCCGUUGGCAACAUCACGCUCGGCUCCGGUACGAGAACAUGACCCAUACUGUCAUCUCGGUAUUCGACAAUCACGGUGAUGAUCAGGAGAGAAAUCCCGACAUCCCCAUCCACACUUCCGCGGGAAAGAUCAUGAUUUUGGACCACUCCACCCAACCCAUGACUGCGAAAAUGCUCCGACGGUUUGAUCGACCUGACGGCGACACCAGUCUUGCACUCGGGAACGUCCAGAUCAUUGGAAAGAAUCCGGAGACUGCGAGCUACUUCAUCGACUGGGCCUUCCCAGGCUACAUCAGUGAGUACGACAGUGAAGACCGUCUCGUGAUGGAGGCGAAGUGGAUGUCCGAACGCUUCCGCUCGUAUCGGGCGUACAAAGCGCCCUUUGUCGGCAAACCACUGGAUCCGCCCGCAUUCAAGAUCUUACCCAUGGGCUACGCGAAGGGCGAGGCUGCCACUGCAUUCUACGUCAGCUGGAACGGGGCUACGGAAGUGAAGAAGUGGGCGUUCUAUGGUGGUGAUAGCCUGAGCUCGCCACUGAAGCGGUUGGGUUUGGUUGAGAAGCAUGGUUUCGAGACUUCCUGGGUGGUUCCCGGCAUCGUGAAGUAUGCGUACGCGGAGGCCAUUGGAGAGGACAGCAAAGCUCUUGGCCGGUCCACAACCGUUUCGAUAUCGCCCUCGCGCGAUCUAGAGGAGCCGUACCUGAUCGCCACGCCCUUACUCGAUGGCGUUUCGAUGAACGACGAUGACAUGGCACCUGGCAGUCUCAUGGCACCAGACUCGGAAACGCCCCCAGUCUCGAAGCUCGAGCUCGGUGUAUCUGGUAUGGCAUCGAACACUGUCGCGGCUCCUCAGACAGGGACGUCAUACGUCUUCGUUGUUGGGUUCGCGAUCUACGGCGGGCUUGUCGCUAUGCGGAAUCUGAUCCAGAUGAUCGCAGCACGCGGCCAAUGGAGGGCUUACAAGUCGGGCCCCGUCCUGAAGACAUGA